ACCCGUGGUGCAUAAUAGUUGGAAGAGCGGUGCACGACUUUUCCUGCAUUCUCCUCAAGUCUUCGAUUGCAACAGCCAGCCAGCGCGCCAGUAGGGCAGAAGAAAUAAGAGGAAGAGGGAGAAUAGCUUGUCGGAGACAGAGACAUCACAUGAUCAAAGAAUUACUUCUGGGGAGUUGUGUUUGCUAGAGAGAUAAAGCUUAAAGUACUUGAAUUUAAAUCAAUCUUCUCGUAGAUUACAAGUAGCACUAGUUUUGACGUGAUCGUGGAAAUGCUCCACAUUUCGCUCUGAUUCAGGAAAGGAAGAAGCUUGGUUCUAUCAGUGGAGAGAGAGGGGGUUGAGCUUUGUGCUUUCUCUCUCUGAUGCCUUCCAAUCCACCAUAUCAUCAGAUCAUGCUUCGCCUCCUAUCAUGCUGCUUUAUCAGAGGGCCAAUUCUUCUGCAUUAUUAUUCUCUUCCCCUUUGAACGAGGAUCAUCUCCUGCUAUUUUCUGUUCAGGAAUGGAUCUGUCUAAGGUUGGAGAGAAGCUUCUCAAUUCUGUGAGAUCUGCUAGAUCCUUGGGCCUUCUCCCUUCCAUCUCAGCGGAUCGCCCUGAGGUCCCAGUUCGGGCAGUACAAGCUGCUGCUAUUGCACGAGCUCUUGCCAUCCUUCCUCCUCAUCAACGGCUUACUCUUCCAUCGAACUCUGAAGAUUUAGUUUUUAUUUAUGGAAUCAAGCCACAUGGUCAAACAACUGAAAGUUUAGAGGAAGAAUUUUAUGAGGAGGAUUUUGAUCCAGUUAGGCAUGUCCUUCAACAUAUUCCAUUGGAAGAAAAUGGUCUAAGCUACUUUGAGACGAAGGCCACUUUGAGAUUAGCACAACUCGAUGGCAUAGCAGAGAGAUUGUCUCGCCAUGUUAUGGAGCACCAUGAAGAAAUGGUAAAGGGAAUGCAGCUAGUAAUGGAGCUUGAGCAAGACUUGAAGGUUGCAAAUGUCAUAUGCAUGAAUGGCAGGAGGCAUCUGGGUUCAUCAGUGCAUGAGGUAUCACGGGACCUUGUGGUGACAUCAAACGCAAGACGAAAACAGGCUCUUCUGGAUUUGCUUCCUAUUCUUACACAACUUCAUCAUACACUCGAGAUGCAAGGGGCACUUAACACACAUGUGGAAGAUGGAAGUUAUCGUCGGGCGUUUCAGGUGCUGUCAGAAUAUCUACAGCUUCUUGACAGUCAUGCAGAACUUUCUGCUGUACAAGAAAUGAGCCGUGGUGUAGAGGCCUGGCUUGGAAAGACUCUGCAGCAAUUGGAUUCUCUCCUUUUGGGGGUUUGUCAAGAUUUUAAAGAAAAAAGCUACUUGACAGUUGUCGAUGCUUAUGCCUUAAUUGGUGACACUGCUGGUUUGACUGAAAAGAUACAAAGUUUUUUCAUGCAAGAGGUUCUAUCAGAAACCCAUUCGGCACUGAAGGAUAUCAUUCAUGAGGUUUCUGAUCUUCCAGAAACACAUUCUAGGAGUAGGCAUACCUACAGUGAUCUCUGUCUUCAGAUACCGGAAUCAAAAUUUAGGCAGUGUUUGUUAAGGACAUUGGAAGUACUAUUUAAUUUGAUGUGCUCAUAUUAUGACAUAAUGGCAUUCCAGCUUCCUGGAAAGGAUUCAGAAGCAGCGGGUGAUGGACCAGAUGAUGUACCUUGGAUAGGCAAUAGAAGUACGCAGAAUGGUGACUCAGGGUGUUCAGAAGGUGUUUGUUGUAAGGAUUCUUUAUUGCAGGUUGCAUGUGAUGAUGGGAUGACUGCCGAUGUCCAGAGAUCUGCUCACGAAGCGGGUGAUGACUCUCCAAUUGCUUCCAGCAGCACUUCCCCUUGUGAUCAAUUGAAGAAGGAUGCAGUUCUUUUCAUUUCACAAGCAUUGCAAAGAGGUCGAAAGAAUCUUUGGCAGCUCACAACAAGUCGUGUUUCAGUUUUGCUCUCAUGUGAUGCAGUUUAUUCAACGAACACACACCAAUUCUUGAGGAAUUACGAGGAUCUAAACACAUUCAUCUUGGCUGGUGAGGCAUUUUGUGGCACUGAAGCUAUUGAUUUUAGGCAGCGAUUAAAGACUGUCUGCAGAAGUUAUUUUGGAGCAUUUCAUCGGCAAAGUAUUGAUGCACUUAGGAUGGUUCUGGAGAAGGAGACCUGGCAACAAAUUCCACCAGAUACAAUGCAAGUCGUAAGUUUGGAAGGUCUUGUUGGAGAUGGGGCGCCAUUAAUUGUCCCAUCUGAUGGUAUUGCUCGGAAGAUGUUAGUUCAAUAUACAGAGAAUAUGCCUAACCAAGUUGAAAUUCAUGACAUAAAGGACGGUUUUUCCCUAUGGGUAGAGAAAGGAAAUCCUUUCACUGCCAGGAUUUCAGGUAGUAACAGAGAUUGUGGAACUGGAACCUUGCAGAGCACUGGUCCAGGGAUUUCUGAUGUAAUUGAGGGUGUCUCAUCUCAUGUAAAUGGUGAUGCUUCUGUUGUGGAUGAUGAAAACGAGGAUCUUCUAGCUGAUUUUAUUGAUGAAGACAGUCAGCUGCCAAGCCGUAUUUCUAGACCAGCAGUUGCAACGACAUCCUCUAUAAACUUGGAAGAUGAUGAAAUCAGAGCUCAAACAGGGUCCUCACUGUCUCUUUUAAGGUUGAUGGACAAGUAUGCAAGGCUUAUGCAGAAAUUACAGAUAGUUAAUGUAGAUUUUUUUGAGGGGAUUUGUCAGCUGUUCGAGGUUUACUUUCAUUCUCUGUUUAAGACAUUUGGCCAACGAGACCUGUGUAUUAAUGGAGUAGGCACCAUGGAUUCUAUUCCUCCUCGAUUAAGGAAUGCUUUCAUGAGAAUAACCCAAGAUUUAUAUGAUCAUCGAACAAAGAGCCAAGCUGUAUCGGUCUCUUCAGCUUCACCAGGAGCUAUUAGCAACUCCGUCAUACAAACAGAAGUAACUCCAGUAAACCCAUCCACCGUACACUCUGGUCAUAUACCAAGUACAUCUUUUGGGUUAAAGGAAAGAUGUAUUGGUCCAGAGACACUCUCCCAUGUUGCUCAAAUAUUAUAUCGAUCUAAGGCACAUCUCCAAUCAAUGCUGCAACAAAACAAUGGAGCAAUUGUUGAAGAUUUCUACCGCAACAUGGUGGAUUCUGUGCUUGAUCUCGUGGAGCACAUACACAGAACAACUGCCAGGUUGCUGCUAAAUAUUAAUGGAUAUGUUGAUCGAGUUGCGAAUGCCAAAUGGGAAUUCAAAGAGCUUGGACUAGAGCAUAAUGGGUACGUUGAUUUAUUACUCGGAGAAUUUAAGCACUAUAAAAUGAGGUUAGCUCAUGCUGGCAUCCGCAAAGAGAUUCAAGAUGUCCUAUUAGAAUACGGACUUGAAAAUGUUGCAGAAACUCUCAUUGAAGGUUUAUCACGAGUGAAGAGAUGUACAAAUGAAGGGCGAGCACUAAUGUCGCUAGAUCUUCAGGUAUUGAUUAACGGACUUCAGCAUUUUGUUUCUAUCAAUGUGAAACCAAAGAUGCACAUUGUCGAAUCAUUUAUUAAGGCCUAUUAUCUCCCUGAAACUGAGUAUGUACACUGGGCACGGUCCCAUCCGGAAUAUAGUAAAAAUCAAGUCAUAGGUCUGGUCAAUCUGGUUGCAUCAAUGAAUAACUGGAAACGGAAGACAAGAUUGGAGAUGCUGGAAAAGAUAGAAGCCAUCAACUCUUAACAUUAGUUAUUCAUUUUGUUGUUGGUGGGAAAGAAUUUUAUGGUAACUCCUCAUUCUUUUUUUUUUCCCCUCAUUUUCUUUGUUCUGUAGAAUAUGUAUAUCAGAUGCUGAAUGCUUCCUUUUGUUGGUGCAUUCUCUACUGCUGUAUAUUUGUUUAUAUGAGGUCAAUAUGCCAUGUCCGUAUGCUAUUCUCAAGAAAGAGUGGCUUCAUAUUUCA
This is a messenger RNA of Amborella trichopoda, 3889 nucleotides long. RefSeq names its product coiled-coil protein. The record is from RefSeq and is a predicted model, not a curated record. NCBI's taxonomy places the organism in Eukaryota, Viridiplantae, Streptophyta, Magnoliopsida, Amborellales, Amborellaceae. Gene Ontology annotation, molecular function: SNARE binding. Gene Ontology annotation, biological process: retrograde transport, endosome to Golgi; endocytic recycling. Gene Ontology annotation, cellular component: EARP complex.